Messenger RNA from Herpailurus yagouaroundi (jaguarundi), 2990 nucleotides. Its product is annotated as MLV-related proviral Env polyprotein-like. The transcript is spliced from 2 exons. The coding region runs from base 922 to 2067 and encodes 381 amino acids. The record is from RefSeq and is a predicted model, not a curated record. Lineage: Eukaryota; Metazoa; Chordata; Mammalia; Carnivora; Felidae.
UGCUGAGUUUAAAGAUCAAGAACUUUUUCUUUCCUUGAGAGGGCUCCAGAGGGCGCACGAGGACAUUUGGCCGCACCUCCUUGCCAUCUACGAGGCUGGCCCAACCCCGACACCUCUUCAGUACAGGCCAGGAGACUGGGUCUACGUCAAGAGGCACCACCGAGAGACCCUCGAGCCGCCCUGGAAGGGACCAUACACCAUGGUGCUGACAACCCCCACUGCUCUCAAAGUAGACGGCAUCGCGACCUGGGUCCAUCACACCCACGUUCGGCCAGCAGACCCCUCCUCGAUCCGGAAGGACUUCGUCAUGCGAUGGGCUGUCAAUUGGGACCACCACAACCCGCUCAAGCUCAAGCUACAGCGCAUUCGACCCACCUAAUUUGGUAACUCUGUUAGCUCUGUUUGGCACUGCUCAUGCUGCCGAGAGUCCCCAUGCCCCCCAAAACAUCACCUGGCAGAUCAUAGACACCAGUUCAGGGACAAUACUUAAUCAGACUUCCCAGAGCCACCCCAGGGACACUUGGUUCCCAGAACUUUGUGUAUAUCUCCAAACUCUGUUCCCCUUGUCACCAUACGCCCCUGGAUUCCAUGCGCAGAACCUUUAUUUCUAUGUCUGCCCUGGCCACUCUCGCUCGAGCACAUGCGGGGACGUGGCUGACUAUUUUUGCGCCCCCUGGUCAUGUGUCUCGAUGGGGCACAUCUAGUGGACCCCACCACGCACCAGAGAUCUCAUCGUGGUAAUGCGGCCCAGUGGCCCCCAACCACCAUAUGUCUGGGGGUGCGGUAAUCCCAUAGUUAUAUCCUUUACAAGCCAAGGUAAAAAAAACAACAGGAUGGGAGAGUGGAAAAACAUGGGGACUCAGGAUAUAAGACCAGGUUAGGUCGGGAGCCAAAGACAAGGGAGUAUUAUUUACCCUCUGAAUGCAAGCGACUCCCCUUACCCAGCAGUCCACCACGAGGGUAGGACCCAACCAAGUACUAGUUCCCCAACCUGCCCCCACCCAGAUGGCCACUCCCAGAAACACCCAGGCCCCAGCCACACGGCCCUCCACAUCCCCUGUCCCUACUAGAGAGUCACCUGCAUCUCCUGCCCCGGGUCACAACUUACUAUCUGAUGCAGACCUCCUGUGGAGCACGGUUGUCGGAGCAUACCAGGUACUAAACACUUCUAGACCCAACCUGACCAAGGCCUGUUGGCUCUGUCUAGAUGUCUGGCCCCCAUAUUACGAAGGUAUUGCCAUUAAAGGCAAUUAUACAACAGCCUCCAACUCUAGCUCCUGUAGAUGGCAGCAGGCUACUGCAAGGCUAACCCUCCAGGCGGUAACGGGGCAAGGCACUUGUAUAGGCCACGUACCCCCCGAGCAAUCACAUCUCUGUAAUGAAACCCAAACAGUCCCCAGGGAGACAGUGUAUCUACUCCCCCCCAAAAAUGCAUGGUGGGCCUGUUCCAGUGGCCUUACUCCCUGUGUCCACUCCCAGGUCCUUAACGCCUCGAAAGAAAGCUUCUGCCUACUCGUGCAGUUGAUCCCCAAGUUAGUGUACCAUUUGUGGGGAGAAAUACUUAACAGGUUAGGCUCUGCUAACCCCCGAAGUAAAAGAGAGCCUAUUACAACCUUAACUCUGGCUGUGCUCUUGGGAUUGGGAUUAGCGGGGGCGGGGACCGGAAUAUCCUCACUCAUCAUCCAGGACAAAAACUACGGAACCCUAAGGGCAGCCAUUGACUUAGACAUAGAAAGAAUUGAAAAAUCAAUUUCUCAUUUACAGGAAUCCCUUACUUCCUUAUCAGAACUAGUACUCCAAAACAGAAGGGGAUUAAACUUAUUAUUCCUGCAGCAAGGAGGACUAUGUGCAGCCCUAGGGGAAGAAUGUUGCCUCUAUGUUGAUCACUUGGGGAGUCGUAAAAGAAUCUAUGGCCCUCAUAAGGGAACAGCUGCAAAAACGGAAGUUAGAGAGAGAAUAAUCUCAGUCCUCAUACGAGUCUUUGUUCAACUGGUCUCCCUGGUUAACUACCCUCAUCUCGGCCCUUGCCAGACCCCUCACCAUCCUGCUCAUACUAGCAACCCUUGAACCCUGUAUAAUCAACAGACUGGUCCGGUUUGUCAGGGACCGCGUGGGGUCCAUCCAACUAAUGGUCCUCUGUGCUAAGUGCAAGCCCCUAAAAACAGAAGAGGACAAAAUAGAAAUGCAGCUGGUCCCAUGAUUGGGUCAGCAAGCUACAUGAUGAGGGGGAAUGAAAGAGCGGACCUAUGCCGGCCAACUCCAUCUUGUUCUGUGUCCUCCACCUUGAGUGACUAUGUCCCUGACAUGGCCCCCUUUCCAGGAAAAUCGCAGAAACCUCAGACCAGGCCUCCUUCCCUUGAGUAACCUCCUGCUCACCUGUUCAAAUUUCCCGAUCAAAACACACCCAGCAACCUGCAUAUUGGGACUCCGACCCUUCCCCAGCCAAUUGGCUGAGGCCACAACCCUUCUCCAGCCAAUCAGCUAAGGCCACAACCAUUACCUCACCAACUGCCCCUAGACCCCUAUAAAACCUUUGUGCUUUUGAAACUCACUGGCUCUCUCCAGCAUCUCACCACUGCGUCGGUGCAGCAUGCGGCUUCCUGACCAGCCAGGGAGGAAACCUGGGAGGCACGAUGGGCCACGUGGACCCCCGCCGGCACUAACAGGAGCAGCAGAGACUACCAUGUAACAUGAACAAAGGUCCUCCUGAUGAACGUCUUCCAACAACUUCUCAGAGACGAGGCCUGAAGAACUUCGGGAGCCCAGUGCACACGGGGCGUGUCGGGAGCUGGAUACGAAUGCCUCCGUGCUUAGCUGCAGAGCCUCUGGUGUGCCAUGCAGCAUUUGUUAGGAAAAUGAAGAAUUGGUCAAGAAAGCUUGCAUUCAAGCAAACCAUGAAAAUCGAUAUUUUAUGUAGCAUUCCUCCCACAUUUGAAUACUUUUCAUUGUUGAGCAAUAAACUCUGUUCUCUCUAAAGAGCAUAAAAUGAA